Messenger RNA from Diprion similis, 2696 nucleotides. It is a transcript of the gene Setd3, whose product is annotated as actin-histidine N-methyltransferase. NCBI's taxonomy places the organism in Eukaryota, Metazoa, Arthropoda, Insecta, Hymenoptera, Diprionidae. The coding region runs from base 330 to 1805 and encodes 491 amino acids. Gene Ontology annotation, biological process: peptidyl-lysine dimethylation; peptidyl-lysine trimethylation; positive regulation of transcription by RNA polymerase II. Gene Ontology annotation, molecular function: histone H3K4 methyltransferase activity; protein-L-histidine N-tele-methyltransferase activity; transcription coactivator activity. The record is from RefSeq and is a predicted model, not a curated record. The transcript is spliced from 7 exons.
UUCUUCCGAAAAAUAACGGUUAGCAGCCGAAUAAGUGGGCGAAAGUUAGCAAUAAUUUUGAUGCUUACACUAAAGAUCGUGAAUACGUUGCUGGAAUUCAAAUCAAUAACCCGAAUGAUCGCAUCCAUUUUUUUGUUUAGCACAACUGAUUGUAGGUUAUGUCGUUCGAAUUGGGAAAGAGGAGAAUAAGAACAUUCGUUUGCUGUCUAUUUUUAGAAGGUUAAAACGCGAAUAUACACUUAGGUUAUUCUCGAGCACCUCUGAUCAUCGAGUGGUGUUAUAAUGCGUUUGAAUCUUCGUGAUAAAUUGAGAAAAACUCGAAAUUAAAUAUGGGGAGAAAAAAGUUGCAUCCCUCGGCGAAAUGUAAACAGCAUAACGCAUCGUCAAACAAAAAGAUACCUCAUCAAACGAAAAGGAUAUCUCCAUCUAAAAGAAACGAAAUCAACGUCCAGUGCGAGAAACUCUUUCAUCUGAGCAGUAAUCCGGCAUAUGAAACGCAGCUAUGGGAAAACUACGUGCAGAUAUCAUCUAUUUUGGAAAAGGUUAAACGAUUGGAGGAGAUGAAGAUAGAAUCGUCAAAGAGGUGCGAAGCUAUUGGCAACUUUGUCAAGUGGUUACGAGAUAAUGGUGCUAACAUCGACGGGGUUAGCAUAGCAGAGUUUCCUGGAUAUGACUUUGGCCUUAAAGCGGAGAGAAAUUUCACCGAAGGACAGAUGAUUCUAGAUAUUCCAAGGAAACUGAUAUUCUCUACACAAACAGCAGCACCUGAGUUAAGCGUACUCCAAAAUGAUCCUCUUGUACAGCACAUGCCUCACGUUGCAUUGGCCAUUGCUCUUCUCAUUGAGCGACACAAGGAAAACUCUCAGUGGAAACAUUAUUUAGAUGUAUUGCCUAACCAGUACAGCACUGUUUUAUACAUGAGUACCAACGACAUGAUUGAGUUGAAGGGAAGCCCGACAUUAGAAGGUGCUUUGAAGCAGUGCAGGAAUAUUGCGAGACAAUACUCAUACUUCAAUAGAUUUUUCCAAAGUAAUCAGAAUUCAGUGUCCGAAUUACUGAGGGAGGUCUUUACUUACGAGGAAUAUUGCUGGGCAGUUUCUACCGUUAUGACAAGACAAAAUCGAAUUCCCAACGAAGAUGGAUCAAAAAUGAUUUACGGACUGAUACCGAUGUGGGAUAUGUGCAAUCACGAGGAAGGAAAGAUAACAACUGACUUCAACAGGAUUUCGGAUAAAUGUGAAUGCUUCGCGAUGAGAAACUUCGAAGCUGGAGAACAAAUAUUCAUCGCAUACGGAGCGAGAACUAAUUCCGAUUUUUUCGUUCAUUCGGGAUUUGUCAGUGUCGACAACAAGCAGGAUGGAUUUAAGCUCCGUCUUGGCAUAAGUAAGGCUGACGCGUUGCAGAAGGAACGAGUCGAGCUUCUCGCGAAGUUGGCACUUCCGUCGAACGAUGAGUUUCUGUUAAAACCAGGCAUGGAACCGAUUUCCGACGACCUGUUGGCCUUUCUGAGAGUUUUCAGUAUGCGGAAACCGGAACUCGAACAUUGGCUACAGUCGGACAAGGUCCUCGACCUUAAGCAUGUCGAUUGUGCUCUUGAAACUGUCAUCGAAGAAAACGUCCGCAGGUUCAUGCUAACGAGAUUAAAAUUACUGAUCGCUAAUUAUCCGACGACUUUGAAGGAGGAUCUAGAAAUGUUGAACUCGUCGUUAUCACACCACAAAAAGUUAGCCUUGCAACUGAGAAUAACGGAGAAACAAAUUUUGCACGGUGCCCUGGAUUAUGUGGAGCAGUGGAUCAAAGCUUAGAUAUAUUUUUGCACUUAUGAUUACGCCGAUGAUACUUGUCUUUGAGAGCACUUGGUACCGUAAUCAAUACAUUUUGUCUGUUUUUUUUUUUCUUCUGAAAACUGCGAUUCGCGUUCAUCAACUUUUUUUUUUUUUCUUUUUCCUUAAUAUUUCACUUUUGUUUCAUCAAGUCAGAAAGAAAAAGACAAAAACGACAAAACAACAAAUAAAUAUACGGGUUUUAUAAGAGAGGACUAAUCUCGUUUGAACAGUUCAAUUUGUUAUUUAUUUUCGUAAUUACUGCUGAUUUGUUUAUUUAUUUUUUGCUAUUAUCGAAUCUGUUGUUAUAGUUUCCAAGAUCACUGAAAUAUUUGACAACAACAUCUGCCAUUGACAACUCUUGUAUAAUAAAUGAAUUAUAAGUAUAUAAUAUACAGUAAAUAUACACAAAAGUUUUAUUUGAUGAGACGGCUAUAGUAUGAAUAUAAAUACACCUCUAGUAUGAGAAUAAAAACAUAUUUACAUAUUUAUUGCAUGUAUGAAUACAAAUAUGCAGAUAUGUAUAGAUGUAUAUAAAUAUAUUGUAUACAUACGUUAUAUUGUCUAUAUAUUAUAUGUAACAAAUACUUGAAGAGCAAUAGCUAGCGCAUAAAUAAUAGCAGCUAUUGCUAACGGAUGUCUAUUUUCGAAAGAGGUGUACUUGAACAUAGAGAAUUUGAAUCUCUUAUUUAUUAACAAAACUGUCGCGCUGUUCACUAAUUAUUAUUAUUUAUUAUACAUAUAUACAUAUACAUAUGUACUCUGCUAUGUAAAAUACUAUGUUCGUUCAAAAGUAUAUUUUUUUUUGCUGUUCAUUCGAUUGAUACUUACACAAAAGUGCCGUAUUAUAUUAUAAAUAGUCUCAUUAAAAAU